Molecule: messenger RNA, 5645 nt
Organism: Cydia strobilella
Lineage: Eukaryota; Metazoa; Arthropoda; Insecta; Lepidoptera; Tortricidae
Gene: vg
Product: protein vestigial-like
Exons: 7
Coding region: 272-1102 (276 amino acids)
Biological process (GO): regulation of transcription by RNA polymerase II
Cellular component (GO): nucleus
Source: RefSeq, a predicted model, not a curated record
AGUGUUGCGCGCCGCGCCGCAGCGGCCGACGUGUGGACGUGUGACGUGUGACGUGUCCGUCUCCGCGAGUGUUGUGUGUGACUUGUGUCUCCGAUCGCGCUCAGUGUGGAUUGAGUGUUGGAAUACAGUGUUAUUUUGAACGUAGUGCAUUCUGAAUUGUUGGUGCCGAUGUCCAAGUGUGUUUGAAAGGAUAAUAGUGCAUUUGGAAUAUUAAUACCUAUAGGCUCGGGCCGGCGGCGGUGCGGGGCACGCGGCGCGGCAUGGGGCGGGCAUGGCGGUGACGUGCCCCGACCUCAUGUACGGCGCCUACUACCCCUACCUGUACGGCCGCGGCGCCCGCUCCUUCCACCACGCGCCGCACUUCCAGUAUGACCGGUUUAACGUGCAGACGGGCAACGGCGGCGAGGGCUACGGCGCGGCGGCCGGCGUCAGCAGCGGCUCCGCGUCGUCCGGCGCGCAGUCCCCGGGCUCCCCGCCGCACGCGGCACAUCUCCGCGCCAAGGAGGAGCUGUCCGCGCCCGGCCGCGCCAGCGCCGACGGUGGCGGGUCAUCAGAGUCGGAGGGCGAGUGCGCGGCGCACGGACGAGCGCGCGCGCAGUACGUCAGCGCCAACUGCGUCGUGUUCACGCACUACUCGGGCGACGUCGCCGCCGUCGUCGACGAGCACUUCGCCAGGGCCCUCGCCGCCGACAAGCCUAAAGAGAGUGUCCCGAUGGUGUCCCGAAACCUGCCUGCAUCGUUUUUCAACGCGGCGGCCGGCGCGGCUUGCGGCGUCGACCUGUACGACUACGACCCGUGGCAUCAGCAUUACUCUGGGUACGGUCACGCGGCGCACCGGCACGCGGCGGAGUACCACGCGGCGGCGGCGGCGCAGGCCGCGCAGGCGCACAACAUGGCGGCCGCCGGCUACCCCCCGCUGCUCCUCGGCCGCUCCCCCCUGCACGCGCAGUACAAGCCCGUGGAGUGGCAGCACUCGCUGGAGCACCACGCGCCGCACGCGCCGCACGCCGCGCACGCCGCCUGCUCACCCUACUCCUACCCCGCGGUGCCUGGUCUGGAAGCGCAGGUGCAGGACACAUCUAAGGACCUGUACUGGUUCUGAGAGUCCGCCGGCGCCGCGCACUAGCGCCCUCGCCUAGUCUUCACGGGACCGGGCGGUGCAUGGCACAGCUGAACGCUGCCAAGGCGGAUAGUUUUGGGGAAAUCUCUCCUGAACCUGAUGAAUUGCUUCGAAGAAACAACUCUGAACUUUAACUGUGUGUUUCUAGUGUAUAUAGUGCAAUGGACAAUAGGACACUGGAUGCAGGUUUCCAAGUACGUUUAGGUAUAUCCAAAAUUGUGUUAAAUUGUCAAGUGACAAGAUAUUUUGUGUUUGUAUGAUGCCGCGCCGCUUCUGUUAGAGAAUUUGACGCAGUCUUAUCAAAAGUGUCGCGUAAACUGCGUCCGCCUCACUCGGGUUGUAUCUUUAUAUCUAAUACCUAUCACUUUGAAUUAAAAAGAAACAACUUUUGUGACAUCAGUUCACUGAAGCACCUCUUGCCUAGUAGUUUAGGAUUACGUCAACUACUUGUGUCCAGAAAUCUUGAGCAGAUAUUAAAUUUUUAGAACAGGCUCUUGAUGAUGACGAUUUGGAUAAUAAACAGGGUUUACCUAAAAUUAUAGCGAAAUCUUGAAGAUUUCCAAUGGUCAGGCUUGCUGAUUGAAUAAGCAAGAUAGAGCAUUUGUUCCAUUUUUACAUCAGUCAGUAGGACCGGAUGAUUAAUCGUAGGUAUCUUGAUCCCACAAUAAGCCCGACCAUCAUAGGCUGGCGCGGGCGCGAGUGACGAGUUAAUGGAUGUCACGGCGCAGGUGGCGGCACGCACUGCGCCCGUAAAUUGCCAGAUAAUGAGGGUUUUUGUGUUGCGACCCUCACUUAUAAAUAUUAAACUUAUCGGAACGCGCUACGAUCAUAUUAUACGUUUCUGUCACCCGUGAUGUGGAAAAUAUCUGUUUUUUAGACAUCGCAUGAAUUCAUGCAACUGCGAGGCGUCAUCUACCUUUGAAUUAGAUGCACGAGAUUUAUGAGCGCAUUAUAACAGCGCAUGCGAUGUUUAUAUCCCAUACGUCUUAACGGAUGUUUCCUCGCGUGAUGAUUAUCUUUUCUAAAAUGCUGCGCGCGGUGCAGUGCAAUAAAUCGUUGCGAGUUUACCGAACGUGUCAGUUUCAGUGAUGUGAUGGUUUGCUGAUUUCACCUUGAGACGGUCGUUCACUGACGGUGACGGCGUCACUCCGCCGACGAUCCCAUUCAAACUGAAUUUAAAUUAAUUGUCUCGGCAGGCAGGCGCAGUUCCACAACACUAUGUAAAUAUAUCGUUUAGUACCCGUAUAAAUAUUUAGAUAGUACCUACUUAUUUAGCGAUAGCUAGAAUUAUGAUUUGUAUAUACUAUGUAGAAUAAAUGUACUAAGAUAAGUUAGAAUAGAUGAUAUAUAUGUGAUAGGUGAAACGCGUACGGAAAACGCGAGGCGCGGGUCGCUAGAGCGCGCGAUAUAUCUAAUAGAUCGUUACCUUUACUCAACCCAGUUCUAAACCCAGGAAACAAUAAAGUAACAGUAAAUUGAGCAGUUAUUUCGAGUGAUUGAAGCAAGAUAGGCGUCCUCUCACGGCUCGCUCGGGUAUCAUUAGUUCGGGCGAGUCACGGCGGUAUCAGAUCGCGUGUAGAUGCUAUCGCUAUCAGUGGUCGGAUAAUGCGGAGGAUGAGUGAUGUCGGGCCGCGUCGCGUCGCGUCGCGUGGGACCGCGGGGCGCCGCCGCCGCCCCGGGAGCCCCGCCCGCGGGACGCGGAGCAAACAUGUCGGCAGCAUUGUUACAUGUCAUUUAAUUACUCUCAAGUAAAAAACUUACUGUGUUUUUCAAAAUUAUAUUGAUACUUAUUUAUAAAUAAGGCGUUACUUAUUUUCACACAUCGCAAACAUUAAUAAAUUCUUUAACCUUGCCUAUAAACUCUUAUCGCAUGGUAGACAAUAAAUCGUUUGUCAUUUUUUUUACAUUAUUUAAAAGGUUUGGGAUGCCUUAUCAUGUGAUAAAUGCGAUUGUAAUAGAGUCGGACCAAGCUAACUCUGCAUGGCAUUUGCAAAGACAAAGUGUGGCCAUCAUGUCAUCAUUCAUGUAUUUUUUUUUAAUAAAAAUAUAACGUUUAUAAUGCCACUCCAUCAUCUUGAUCUACAUUUAUGGUAUGAUGCAAAGCUGUAGGUAUACGGUGCAAAGUUAGCUUAAACGAACUCUAAGUUCGCUGCGCUGGCGCAUGGCGAUGGCGGCUCGCGCUCACCUAUAGCCUGCAGGCUGUAGGUACUAUAAUACAUAUACGUGCAAUAAUAAUACAAUACCUACCUACGUAUAGGUACCAGCCCCAUGACAAUGACAUGUUCAACCAGUUGGCUAGCAGCAAACGUAUACUGUGCUUAAUAUAAAUAUAUAAACAUUAGACCCAUAUUAUUUCGUCCAGAAAAAAAAGUUUGUUAGAAACACCUAGGUACCUAGUUAAAUUAUUUUAAACCGGGUCACUCACGUAUUAUUAAAUCGAAUAGCGCGACAUGUUUCGAUCCAAUUUACGAGGAUAAUAAACGAUAUUACUUAAUUACUUAAUAAUACGUGAGUGACCCGUUUUAAAAUAAUUUAAUAUGUUUGAGUCUCACGGGAGCUUUAUACCCAGGUAGUUAUGGAGAAAGAAAUUUAUGAAAAUAUUUUAGAAAGUGUGGGUUCCAAAAGUUCAUCGGUUCGAUCCUCAGUAUUAUGUGAUAUACCUAUGAUUUAUGAUAUACGGUCCUCAGUAUUUGUGAAAAAUAGAUAUGCUGAGCUCAUAAUAUGUAUAGGAUUUACUGUUUGAGCUAACUCGCCAACUCACUUAGCGCCGCUUGCACCAUCCUGCUAACCCGGGGUUAACCCGUUGAACCGUUAACCCAGUGUCAAAUUGUCUUGGUUGCCAUGGUAAAUCCAGGUUUUACUGGUUAACUCGGGUUAAUGGGAUGGUGCAAGUGGCCCUUAGUGCUUUUGUUAUGUCGUUGAGUUGCUGCUUCAUUUUCACAUUCUUACCAUAGAUGUCGCUAUACGCCUCCCUAUUAAGGCGUAUACGCUUUAACGCUUUAUUAAGCUUCGGUAACUCAGUUGGUAUAAAGAGAUUGGGACCGGUGUUCCAAAAUUCCAUUUUUGUUUCACAUAUUGAAGAAAGAGAUGCAAACAGAGCCCGAUAUCAUAAAACCACUUAAUAAAUUGCUGGGGAAAGAAUCAGCAAAUAAUUGUGUUCGUAGAAUCUAUUGUCACGGAUGGUUCUGAUGCGAGGCCUUCUUAUUGGACGUUCAUCCGGUCGCGAAGUGACCUUGUGUUACUAAACCUAAAAAAAUGCCUAAUUGCAUAUAAGAAUUCCUAUUUACGUGCAUACAAAAAUGACUGUAUUAAAAUUAUUUUAAACGCUCGACCAGUUGAGACGGCGGCGGCGGUGCAGUCGGUGCUCCAGUCGAGGAUCCUCAACAACGUAUCGAAACACGGUUUAAUCGACUUAAUAAUUCGGGAGUAACCUGCUUAAAAUUUUUUUUUUCUUUAUUUUGAGUCCCACGGGAGUUUAAUAGUUAAAACCACAAAUGAGUGUUUUGCUUAGAAAUUUUCGUCCAAUUUACCGGAUCCAGUAAUUAGACCAUCUCAUUAAAAAAUUAGUGCUUGGCACUUUUAACAUUAGUGCGUUAGUGAGCUAAAACUAUACAAAAGUAUUAAUGAAAUGAAAUUGUUUAAGUGAUUAUUGUCGGCUCCGCCAAUAUCUUGUGCUUUAGUGUGUACCACACAUUAAGAAAACUAAGAAUGCUAUAAGAAUAUUUGUGGUAUUUUCUAUAAAAAGAGAACUUAUUGUCGAUGUUGUUAUUGUAUUGCGGCGCUUACGCCAUUAUUAACGAUGCUCCGAUAUAAAUACAAUGCCGCGUGACGCUGUGCGGCGUAAUAAGCGCCAUCGACAAAAAAGGUCCCUUUUCAUAGAAAAUGCCCCAUUUGGCAUCUGCCGUUAAGUUUGGUGCUAGACCGGAGGUCGGCAAAAUGCGGCUCGUGAGCCGCAUGUGGCUAUUCACUUAAGAAUUUUACUAAGUUUAUUAAGACCACACAAAACAACAUGUGUGGUUCUUUAAGGUUCCUGAAACUGAUUUUUUUAUGCGAUUGGGUCUUCUACUCAAAAGUAUUAUGUCGACCUCUGUGCUAGAAUCACACAUUGCCAGCAAAUUUCGAAACGACACCAAUUGCUGUAAUUUUUUCAUAAUGUCUUUGUAAUCGACCAUUCAUAUUAAUAUCAUUGGGAUUGGCAACUGUUAGAGGUUUGUAUAAAUGGCGCCAGCCAUAAGUUUUCACUGCCUCUAGAUUUGUUCUAUGGGAUUUUGCUUAAAUAUAGGCCUUAAAACUUCCAAAAAAUAAACAAGAAUUUAACGCUAUUCGUUGAAUUAACAAAUAAAACCUAGCUGGCUCUACUUCUGUGUAAAAUAUGUACUUUGACCGGCCAACCCCGUAGAUGCACGCCGAGGGCGACGGCGACGGCCGGUGUGAAUGUGAAUUCGAUAUAAGGUUGCUGGCUGACGAAGUGUGGCGGGGCCCGGGGCCGGACUUUUCCGGGUCUGUAAGUAGACGCAUUAUUUAA